Messenger RNA from Daldinia caldariorum, 1490 nucleotides. Its product is annotated as Clavaminate synthase-like protein. The record is from RefSeq and is a predicted model, not a curated record. Gene Ontology annotation, molecular function: dioxygenase activity. Bases 106 to 1206 code for a protein of 366 amino acids. The transcript has 2 exons. NCBI's taxonomy places the organism in Eukaryota, Fungi, Ascomycota, Sordariomycetes, Xylariales, Hypoxylaceae.
AAAGGUGAAAGAGUGAGAAUCUCAAACGUUGUCCUUAUCUCCAUCGACUUCGACGAAUCUAACUUACACCCUUACGCAUCCCGCAGCUAGCCGAGGAAAUUCACAAUGGCCAUCUCAACUGAUGUUCCCCAGACCGUGGAGUGGAACGGGAAGAAGGUCCCGGUCUACCCCAUGGAGAUCAUCGACUUCUCGAAGCUGCUCUCCCAAGAGCCGUCCGAGAUCGAGAGGCUAGUUCGCUGCUGCCAGGACGAGGGGUACUUCUACCUCGACCUGCGAGGCAUUGACGGCCGCCGGAUGCUCGAGGACCAACAGGACACCCUCAAGCUCAUGUACCGCUUCUUCGAUGCUCCUCUCGAGGCAAAGAACGAGUUCGGUCUUGUUGCGCCGCACCUCGGAUACGAGCCCAUCGGCUCGCGCACCGGUGUCCUAGAGAACACCAAGGACGGCUACGAGAUGAUCAAGGUGUCCCGCGACGAGAUCCAGAAGGACAGCCCGCACCUGCCGGCGGUCAUCAAGAACAGCCCGGACAUGAAGAUCCUGGAGCACGCGAUCGCGGGGGCCAACAUCGCGACGAAGACAAUCCUGUCGGCGCUGUCGACGGGCCUCGGGCUCACGGGGGCCUCGCGGUUCGAGAACACGCACCGGAACGACCGGCCGUCGACGAGCACGCUGGCGAUGAUGCACUACAUCCCGUCGGAGCCGUCGGCGAAGAACAUCGGGCACCAGAAGCACACGGACAUCAGCUCGCUGACGUUCCUCUUCGCCGAGCAGUGGGGCCUGCAGGUGCGGCCCCCCGGGUCGAAGGAGUUCGGGUUCGUGGAGCCCAAGGAGGGCAUGGCGGUCAUCAACGUGGGGGACUCGCUGCGGUUCGCGAGCGGGCACACGAUGCAGUCGUGCAUCCACCGGGUGGUGCCGCUGGACCCGACCGAGCACCGCUACUCGAUCGCGUACUUCCUGCGCGCCGAGAACGACGUGCUGUUCACCGACAGCGAGGGCCGCCUCAUCACCGCCGGCCAGUGGCACGACGAGAAGUUCUUCGCCUUCACCAGCCCCCCCGAGAUCCAGGCCCUCGCCCCCAGCUCCAUGAUCCUCGGCGGCAUGACCGAGGAGGACGCCGACGAGUCCGUCGAGGCUACCGCGUCCAAGGAUGCCCCUAGCCCCGUUGUUGGCGCGACUACUCUCGGCGACUCGGUGCAGGUGUACUAAGCUGCUAAUACCUCGCUCGCCAAAGGGUUGUAUAAAGAGGGAGAGACGGGUUAGAAGUACUCACCUGCCGACCUACUUGCUACUACCAAUCGUUAUGUCUGGAGGAGUCCCGAGGGAAAGAAGAAACGUUCGGCUUGUCUCUCUUUCGGUACUGGGCCGGCUAGCACAAACUUCUAGGUCGCCUCGCGGAUGAGGGCGGAUAGAUGAUGGACGUGAGCAACAUUCUAUUAUAGUAUAUUAUAUUAUAUGUACCUGUUUUCAAUAGGAUCAUUCUCCUUUUGUCG